Thlaspi arvense is the source of this 756-nucleotide messenger RNA. Lineage: Eukaryota; Viridiplantae; Streptophyta; Magnoliopsida; Brassicales; Brassicaceae. The record is from the annotation of a GenBank genome assembly.
AUGACUGUGGCACGAUGCAACUCUAUGCCAACUGGUUUAAGAGAUACGUUAUACCAAAGCCUUCCACCAAGUAUCAAAUCAUCUUUGCGUUCGAGGCUUCGAUCAUUUCAUGCGAAAGAAGGGCUUACUGUUACAGAAAUUAAAGAUGAGAUGGAGAAAACAUUGCAUUGGCUUGUUCCAAUUGCCAUAAAUACAGCAAAAGCUCAUCAUGGCUUUGGAUGGGUUGGAGAGUGGGCGAAUACGGGAUCUGAAGUAAAUCGCAGGUCAACUGCUCCUAUGGAGAUUCUUCAAAUUGAAACUUUCCACCAUGCAGACAAAGACAGGACCGAGGCACAUAUUCUUGAGUUAGUUUUGUGGCUUAACCAUUUGCUACGUCGGGUAAAGGUUGAUAAACAAAAUGGCGAGGCAAAGUCAGCCACCAAAUCGCCAAUUCAAAAAACCCUCCAAGAAAAAAGUCCGAGUCCUAUGCAAUUGGCCAUCAGUGAUCCAUCACUUGAGCUAAGCCUUGUAGACCAAAAUAUGCUACAAAACGUAAUUAGCAUGAAAAGGAGCCGUGGAAUAAGUAAGAGUCAGGAUUUUGAUUCUAUGCAAGACAGGUCAAGCAAACAUGACAGACUGAGCAGAAGUACUGGGAACUCUCCAACUAGCGGAACCAAGGAGCCCUUCCCAGUUUCCAGUAAUGCCAUGAUUCAAUUUGGUUUUGAUAGGGAAAAAACACUGGAUGCUAUUGAUGGAGUGGAUACACGUAGAAGAUAA